Pogona vitticeps (central bearded dragon) is the source of this 463-nucleotide messenger RNA. RefSeq names its product glycoprotein hormones, alpha polypeptide (gene CGA). Gene Ontology annotation, molecular function: follicle-stimulating hormone activity. Gene Ontology annotation, biological process: positive regulation of steroid biosynthetic process; thyroid hormone generation. NCBI's taxonomy places the organism in Eukaryota, Metazoa, Chordata, Lepidosauria, Squamata, Agamidae. The record is from RefSeq and is a predicted model, not a curated record. Gene Ontology annotation, cellular component: extracellular region; follicle-stimulating hormone complex.
CGCUGCAGCUCAGUUUCAAAAUCCUGUUUCAGACCUUUAAUCAACCCGCCUCACUUGGAAAAAAAGGAAGGGAGAGUGAUGGAUUACUAUGGAAAGUAUGCAGCUGUCACUCUUGCCAUGUUGUCUUUCUCUCUUAAUAUUCUCCAUUCAUUACCUGAUGGGGACUUCAGCAUGCAGGGAUGUGCUGAAUGCAAAUUAAGUCUGAACCCACACAUGACAAGAUUGUUUAAUGGGCGACCUGUUUACCAGUGUGUAGGAUGUUGUUUCUCAAGGGCUUAUCCCACCCCCAUGAGGUCAAAGAAGACAAUGCCAGUCCCAAAGAACAUUACAUCAGAAGCAACAUGCUGUGUUGCAAGAUCAUUCAGAGAGGCUCCUAUUCCGCACCAUGAAAACACAAAGAUAGAAAAUCACACGGAUUGCCACUGCAGCACCUGCUACUACCACAAAUCUUAAGACCUCUGGA